AUGGCCUCCAACCACCCGGCCUUCAGCUUCCACCAGAAGCAAGUGCUGCGCCAGGAGCUCACGCAGAUCCAGGGCAGUCUGAGCGGCGGCGGCGGCGGCGGCGGCGAGAUUGCGCCUGACCCAGGGAAUCUGGUACCUACCGCAGUUGCGUGUCAUCGUAUCACUCCAAGAACUGAGGCCCCUGUCAGCAGCAUCAGUAAUAGUCUCGAGAACGCACUGCACACAUCAGCACAUUCCACGGAGGAGUCACUGCCCAAGAGGUCUUCAGGGAAACAUGGCAAAGUGAGUGUUGAAAAGAUAGACCUGAAAGGAUUUUCACACACAAAAAAUGACAGAAAUGUUGAAUGUUCCUUUGAGGUCUUGUGGUCUGAUUCUUCAGUAACAUCAGUAACCAAAUCUUCCUCUGAAGUGACUGAAUUUAUUUCCAAGCUGUCUCAGCUCUACCCUGAAGAAAAUUUGGAGAAACUCAUUCCUUGCUUAGCUGGCCCAGACUCGUUUUAUGUGGAGCGAAACCACAUGGAUCUGGAGGCAGGCCUGAGGUAUUUGGCUUCAUUACCAUCUCAUGUAUUGAAAAACGACCAUGUGAAGAAGUUUCUCAGCUCUUCAUCUCCCAUCCAACAGCUUCAAAGUCCAAGUCCUGGCAAUCCCUCCCUUUCUAAAGUGGGCACCGUGAUGGGCGUGUCUGGAAGGCCCGUGUGCGGAGUGGCCGGCAUCCCGUCCUCACCGAGCGGAGCCCAGCACCACACGCAGCACCCAGCUGGCCCUGCCACCGCCACCGCCUUGCCCCACUGUGCCCACGUGGGCGGCACAGGCUCAGCCCUGGCCUACCGGACCCAGAUGGACACCUCACCUGCCAUCCUGAUGCCUUCCAGUCUGCAGACGCCACAGACCCAGGAGCAGAACGGUAUUCUCGACUGGCUGAGAAAGCUGCGUCUGCACAAGUAUUACCCCGUCUUCAAGCAGCUCACCAUGGAGAAGUUUUUGAGCCUUACUGAAGAAGAUCUCAAUAAAUUUGAGUCCCUCACCAUGGGAGCCAAGAAAAAACUCAAGACUCAGCUGGAGCUGGAGAAGGAGAAGUCAGAGAGACGGUGUAUGAACCCCCCAGCCCCGUCCUUGGUUGCCAGCAGUGGCGUGGCCCGAGUGCCCCCCACCAGCCAUGUUGGGCCGGUCCAGACGGGGCGGGGCAGCCACUCAGCAGAGCUGCGUGUGGAAGUGGAGCAGCCCCCCCACCAGCUGCCCCGCGAAGGCAGCUCCUCCGAGUACUCCAGCUCCUCCUCCAGCCCGAUGGGGGUGCAGGCCCGGGAAGAGAGCUCCGACAGCGCUGAGGAGAGCGACAGACGUGUGGAGGCCCACCUGGAGGCCACCGACAAGGAGAAGCCCGUCAUGCUGCUCAAUCACUUCUCGUCAAGUUCUGCGCGGCCCACAGCCCAGGUCCUCCCUGUGCAGAACGAGGCGGGCUCCACCCCGGCGGGCCACCACGCCCUGCCCCCGCAGAUGCUGGCCACAGCCUCGCACAUGGCACCCAUCCGAAUGCUGAGCUCUGUGCACAAGUCGGAAAGAGGAGGGGCAGACAUGAAACUCCUCUCGUCCUCUGUGCACUCGCUCUUGUCUCUAGAAGAAAGGAACAAAGGAUCCGGACCAAGAAGCAGUGUGAAGGUGGACAAGAGCUUUGGCAACGCCGUGAUGGACGUGCUGCCCAGCCCAGUGCCCCGUCAGCCCGUGCAGGUCCUCUCUGGGCUUUCUGAGGGCAGCUCCAUGUCGCCUACGGUCUCCUUCGGUCCCCGGGCCAAAGUCGUGCACGCAUCUACCCUGGACAGGGUGCUGAAGACGGCGCAGCAGCCAGCCCUGGUCGGGGAGACCAGCACGGCCGCCACAGGGACACCUAGCACCGUCCUCCACGCGGCCCGGCCGCCCAUCAAACUGCUGCUGUCGCCAUCCGUUCCUGCUGACUCUGCCAUCUCUGGGCAAACCUCCUGUCCUAAUAACGUACAAAUCAGUGUGCCCCCUGCAAUCAUAAACCCCCGGACUGCUCUGUACACAGCCAACACCAAAGUUGCCUUUUCUGCGAUGAGCAGUAUGCCAGUGGGCCCCCUGCAGGGCGGCUUCUGUGCAAGCAGCAACACUGCCUCCCCCGGCAGCCACCCCGCCACGUCCUUUGCCAACAUGGCCACGCUGCCCAGCUGUCCCGCCCCCAGCUCCAGCCCCGCGCUGUCCUCCGUCCCGGAAAGCAGUUUUUAUAGCAACAGUGGCGGCGGCGGCAGCGGCUCCACAGGAAACAUUCCCGCCUCGAACCCGAACCACCACCACCACCACCACCAUCAGCAGCCCCCGGCGCCCCCGCAGCCCGCGCCGCCGCCCCCCGGCUGCAUCGUGUGCACGUCCUGCGGCUGCAGUGGGAGCUGCGGCUCCAGCGGCCUGACGGUCAGCUACGCCAACUACUUCCAGCACCCGUUCUCCGGGCCGUCCAUGUUCACCUUCCCGUUCCUGCCCUUCAGCCCCAUGUGCAGCAGCGGCUACGUUGGCGCCCAGCAGUACGGUGGCGGCUCUGCCUUCCCUGUCAUGCACGCCCCCUAUAGCAGCAGCGGGACUCCGGAGCCCGUCCUGGGCGGGCAGUCCACGUUUGCAGUGCCACCGAUGCAGAACUUCAUGGCAGGGACGGCCGGGGUGUACCAGACUCAAGGCCUGGUGGGCACUAGCAAUGGGUCCAGUCAUAAAAAGAGCGGGAACCUCUCGUGUUACAACUGUGGGGCCACUGGCCACCGUGCUCAGGACUGCAAACAGCCGUCCAUGGACUUCAACCGGCCAGGUACAUUUAGGUUGAAAUACGCCCCUCCUGCAGAAAGUCUCGACUCCACAGACUGAUUUUUUUCUCGGGCAACAGAACAUUACUAAGCCAUGGAGACAAGGAAAAUUGAAUACAAAACUGAGCAGUCUA
Molecule: messenger RNA, 2935 nt
Organism: Carlito syrichta (Philippine tarsier)
Lineage: Eukaryota; Metazoa; Chordata; Mammalia; Primates; Tarsiidae
Gene: ZCCHC14
Product: zinc finger CCHC-type containing 14
Exons: 16
Coding region: 1-2862 (953 amino acids)
Molecular function (GO): protein binding; nucleic acid binding; zinc ion binding
Source: RefSeq, a predicted model, not a curated record